Molecule: messenger RNA, 954 nt
Organism: Encephalitozoon romaleae SJ-2008
Lineage: Eukaryota; Fungi; Microsporidia; Unikaryonidae
Product: Ser/Thr protein phosphatase PPI-1
Exons: 1
Coding region: 1-954 (317 amino acids)
Cellular component (GO): nucleus; cytoplasm
Molecular function (GO): protein serine/threonine phosphatase activity
Source: RefSeq, a predicted model, not a curated record
AUGAGUAACGAAAAGGUUGAUUUGGAUAGAAUCAUAGAGAAACUUCUUUCUGUUCGAAACAGUAAGCUGGGGAGGUUGGUCCACCUUGCAGAGGCAGAGAUAAGAUACUUGUGUGAGAAGUCAACAGAGGUGUUCAAACAGCAGCCUACCCUAGUCGAGGUGAAGGCCCCGGUUAAGAUCUGUGGAGAUGUGCAUGGGCAAUACUAUGAUCUCCUGAAGCUAUUUGAGCAUGGAGGAUUUCCUCCUUCCAGCAACUAUCUGUUUCUUGGGGACUAUGUAGAUAGAGGAAAGCAGUCUUUGGAAACAAUCUGCUUGCUACUAGCCUAUAAGAUAAAGUUUCCAAACAACUUUUUUCUUCUAAGAGGGAACCAUGAGUGUGCCAGCAUCAAUAGGAUAUAUGGGUUUUAUGAUGAAUGCAAGAGAAGAUAUGAUACAACUAUAUGGAAGCUGUUCACUGAGUGUUUCAAUUGGAUUCCCAUUGCUGCUCUUGUUGAUGGCAGAAUUCUCUGUAUGCAUGGAGGGAUUUCGCCCGACCUGAAGAGCAUGGAUCAGAUAAAAGCAAUUGCGAGGCCAACAGAUGUCCCUGAUGAGGGCCUUCUUUGUGAUCUUCUAUGGAGUGAUCCCGACCCUAGCGUAAGAGGGUGGGGAGAGAAUGAUAGAGGUGUUUCUGUGACUUUUGGGCCAGACACUGUGGAGAGGUUUCUUGAGACACAUAACUUGGACCUGAUAUGCAGAGCACAUCAAGUGGUAGAGGAUGGAUAUGAGUUCUUUGCUAACCGAUCCCUGGUCACGGUGUUUUCUGCACCAAACUAUUGUGGAGAGUUUGAAAAUUCUGGUGCAAUUAUGGAUGUAGAUAAGGAUCUUGUGUGCUCAUUUCAGGUUCUCAAGCCUACGGAUUUCAUUAACCAUACAGAAUCCAGGAAGAAGCAGAUGGGGAUGCCUCGCAAAAAGUAA